Messenger RNA from Lathyrus oleraceus (garden pea), 847 nucleotides. RefSeq lists its product as uncharacterized. Gene Ontology annotation, molecular function: calcium ion binding. NCBI's taxonomy places the organism in Eukaryota, Viridiplantae, Streptophyta, Magnoliopsida, Fabales, Fabaceae. The coding region runs from base 93 to 620 and encodes 175 amino acids. The transcript is spliced from 6 exons. The record is from RefSeq and is a predicted model, not a curated record.
GGGCUCAGAAAGUAGUUGGCCGCAGUUCAUCGAGUUCUCCGUCUCCGAGGGGGUUGUAGCCACGGCUCCAGAGUUCAACUUCGUCGGUAACAAUGGGUAACACAUCCUCCAUGCUCACUCAGUACGACAUUGAAGAAGUCCAGCAACACUGCAAUCACGCAUUUACGCAGCAAGAGAUCGUUUCUCUAUACGAACGUUUUUGUCAACUCGAUCGCAACAAUUGUGGUUUCAUUCCUUCCGAUGAAUUCCUCUCCAUUCCAGAAUUCGCCGUCAAUCCUCUCUCUCAGAGUUUGUUGAGAAUGCUGGAUGGAUUCAACUUCAAGGAGUUUAUAGCUUUUUUGUCUGCAUUCAGUCCUCGCGCCACUCUCCAAAACAAAAUUGAAUUUAUUUUCAAGGUUUAUGAUACGGAUUGCAAUGGAAAAGUUAGCUUUGAUGAUAUAUUGACAGUUUUGAGGGAUUUGACUGGACAAUAUAUGUCUGAAGAUCAGAGAAAGGAAGUUCUGGCACAGGUCCUUGAGGAAGCUGGAUAUACAAAGGAUUCAUUCUUAGUCUUGUCUGACUUCAUGAAGAUUCUUGGCAAUUCGGAUUUGAAGAUGGAAGCUGAGGUUCCUGUGGAUUAGCACGAUGACAGCAUUUACCCUCUAGUAUAAUUUACCCACAAAAAUACCUCUCAGUCAUGCCUUAUUCUAGAUUUGAUUAAGGAGAUUCUUGAUUCUGAUAAAUCUUUUCUGCCUCAUAGUGAAUGAUAGUGUAUUUGUUGAUAGCAUAAUAAAAACUUGGUGAUAAAGUUUUAAACAGUUGCUUUCAGCGCUAUGUAUUUCUAUUUAGAAAUAAUGUUUGAAGUAAA